This is a messenger RNA of Spinacia oleracea (spinach), 7876 nucleotides long. RefSeq names its product serine/threonine-protein kinase TOR. NCBI's taxonomy places the organism in Eukaryota, Viridiplantae, Streptophyta, Magnoliopsida, Caryophyllales, Amaranthaceae. Gene Ontology annotation, cellular component: nucleus; TORC2 complex; cytoplasm. Gene Ontology annotation, biological process: TOR signaling; negative regulation of macroautophagy. Bases 287 to 7687 code for a protein of 2466 amino acids. Gene Ontology annotation, molecular function: protein binding; protein-containing complex binding; protein serine/threonine kinase activity. The record is from RefSeq and is a predicted model, not a curated record. The transcript is spliced from 57 exons.
ACCAAUCUACCAACAUUUUCCAGCCCAUCAAUCAUCAUCACCAUCGUCGUCUUCUUCGUCGUCGUCGAUUCCACACUUCUCACUUACCAAAACCAGCUCAAGCUUUGAACCACAAUAAUUUCCUAGACUCAGUCACCCAGAAGGAAACCAAAACUGUCAAAUUAUCAACCAUCUUCAACCUAAAACCCUCUUUUUUAUUAAUUAAUUAAUUAAUUAAUUUAUUAAUUUAUUUUGAUUCCAUGUCGAUGAAGUUGAGCUAGGGCUUUGGGGGAAAAAUCAUCCUUCAAUGGCGACGACUCCUUCGUCCUUGCGCUUCUCCUCCGCCGGUAGUGGUUAUGGUAACCUCGACGCUAUUAAUCGCGUUCUCUCUGAUCUCUGCAUCAAAGGAAUUCCUAAGGAGGGUGCUUCGUCUGCUUUGAGGAGACACAUUGAGGAAGCAGCACAUGAUCUCAAUGGAGAAGCAUUUUCGCGGUUCAUGGAUCAGCUUUAUGAUCGAAUAUCCACUCUACUAGAAAGCGGUGAAGUUGCUGAGAAUUUGGGAGCUUUAAGGGCUAUUAAUGAGCUUAUAGAUUUGCCUCUUGGAGAGAGUGCCUCGAGAGUUUCGAGAUUCUCUAAUUACAUUCGGACUGUAUUUGAGUUGAAGCGUGAACGUGAGAUAUUAGUCCUUGCCAGUAGAGUGCUUGGACAUCUUGCUCGUGCUGGUGGGGCAAUGACUGCUGAUGAAGUUGAACACCAGAUACGAAACGCUUUGGACUGGCUACGUGGAGAGCGAUUUGAGUAUCGUCUUCUUGCUGCAGUUUUAAUCUUGAAAGAAAUGGCUGAGAACGCUUCAACUGUUUUCAAUGUUCACGUGCAAGAAUUUGUGGAUGCCAUUUGGGUUGCCUUAAGGGAUCCUUCGUUAGAUGUGCGGGAACGUGCGGUGGAAGCAUUACGUGCUUGUCUUCGUGUUAUUGAGAAACGUGAGACACGUUGGCGUGUUCAAUGGUACUAUUGCAUGUUUGAGGCUACGCAAGAGGGGCUAGGAAAAAAUGCACCGGUUCAUAGCAUACAUGGGUCCUUACUUGCUGUUGGGGAGCUCUUGAGGAAUACAGGCGAGUUUAUGAUGUCUAGGUACAAGGAAGUUGCAGAAAUCGUUCUCAAAUAUCUGGAGCACCGUGAUCGGCUUGUUCGCCUCAGCAUAACAUCAUUGCUUCCUCGGAUUGCCUAUUUCCUACGUGAUCGUUUUGUGACUAAUUAUUUGUCGACAUGCAUGGAUCAUAUUCUUGCUGUUCUGAAGAUACCAGCUGAACGAGCUACUGGUUUCAUCGCUCUUGGGGAGAUGGCUGGUGCCUUGGAUGGGGAACUUAUUCAUUAUUUGCCGACAAUAAUGUCUCAUUUGCGUGAUGCUAUUGCUCCUCGUAGGGGUAGACCUUCUGUGGAGGCUUUGGCUUGUGUUGGUAGCAUCGCAAAAGCAAUGGGGCCAGAUAUGGAGCCUCAUAUUCGUGGCCUCUUAGAUGCAAUGUUCUCUGCUGGUCUUUCACGUCAGCUUGUAGAAGCACUUGAUCAAAUUGCUAUUAGCAUUCCUUCGUUGCUUUCAACAAUUCAAGACCGCUUGCUGGAAUGCAUUUCUCUAGUUCUUUCAAGAUCUCAUCAUGCUCAGGUGAGGCCAGCUGCUGCUAUAGGUCGAGGAAAUGUGGCAAAUACGCCUUUGCUGGUAUCAGAUGUCUCUGGCCCUGUUCUUGUGCAGCUUGCUUUGCAGACUCUUGCACAUUUUAACUUCAAGGGCCAUGAUCUUCUAGAGUUUGGCAGAGAAUCAGUUACCUCUUACUUGGAAGACGAGGAUGCAGUCACAAGGAAAGAUGCUGCAUUAUGCUGUUGCAGAUUAGUAGCAAAUUCAAUUUCUGGAACAUCUUCUCAGUUCAGUUCUGCCAGAUCUAACCGAACUGGAGGAAGGAGAAGACGUCUCAUUGAGGAGAUUGUGGAAAAGCUGCUAAUAGCUGCUGUUGCUGAUGCCGAUGUUAGUGUUAGGCUUUCAAUUUUUCAAUCCUUACAUGAAGAUGGAGGUUUUGAUGAGUUUUUGGCUCAAGCUGAUAGUUUAAGUGCUAUUUUUGCCGCUCUAAAUGAUGAGGAUUUUCAAGUUCGUGAAUAUGCAAUAUCAGUUGCUGGUCGAUUGUCUGAAAAGAAUCCUGCAUAUGUUCUCCCAGCUCUUCGUCGUUAUCUCAUUCAGCUUUUAACAUAUUUAGAACAAAGUGUGGACAGCAAAUGCAGAGAAGAAAGUGCAAAAUCAUUAGGUUGCUUAAUUCGCAGUUGCGAACGAUUAAUACUCCCAUAUAUUGCUCCAAUACAUAAGGCAUUAGUGGCAAAACUCCGUGAGGGAUCGACAUUGAGUGCUAAUAGUGGCAUUAUCACUGGCGUUUUAAUAACUGUUGGAGAUCUGGCUAGAGUGGGCGGCUUUGCAAUGAGACAAUAUAUUCCUGAACUAAUGCCACUUAUAGUAGAUGCUUUACUGGAUGGAGCAGCUGUCACAAAACGAGAAGUGGCUGUUGCAACCCUAGGACAAGUAGUUCAGAGCACUGGGUAUGUUAUAACUCCUUACAAUGAUUACCCUCAGUUGCUUGGAUUACUCCUAAAGUUGCUUAAUGGUGACUUGGUGUGGUCAACAAGGCGAGAAGUACUGAAGGUUCUUGGUAUCAUGGGCGCAUUAGACCCCUAUGUUCAUAAGCGAAACCAACCGAACUUGCCUGGGUCCCAUGCAGAAGUUACCCACACAACAACUGAAACUGGUCAGCACAUUCGAUCAAUGGAUGAUCUCCCUAUGGACCUUUGGCCAUCUUUUACAACAUCAUCUGAGGAUUAUUACUCAACGGUCGCGAUAAAUUCCCUCAUGCGUGUUCUUAGGGACCCUUCACUUUCUAGCUACCACCAAAAAGUGGUUGGAUCUCUCAUGUUCAUAUUUAAGUCUAUGGGACUUGGCUGCGUGCCAUACUUGCAAAAGGUUUUGCCCGACCUUUUCCAAAUUGUCCGUGUUUGUGAUGAUAACUUGAAGGACUUUAUUACAUGGAAAUUCGGAACAUUGGUAUCUAUUGUGCGCCAGCAUAUUCGUAAAUACCUUGGAGACCUGCUAGCUCUUGUUGCUGAGUUGUGGUCUUCCUUUUCUUUGCCAGCAGUCAACCAUUCAGUACGUGGUUUGCCUGUUUUGCAUUUGGUAGAACAACUUUGUGUGGCACUAAAUGAUGAAUUUAGGACAUAUCUUCCUGCUAUUCUUCCUUGCUGCAUUCAAGUUCUGAGUGAUGCAGAAAAAUGCAACGAUUAUACUUAUGUUCCAGAUAUUCUCCACACUCUUGAAGUUUUUGGAGGAACAUUAGAUGAACAUAUGCAUUUGCUUCUUCCGGCACUGAUCCGUCUGUUCAAAGUAGAUGCUUCAGUGGAGAUUAGGCGUGCAUCUAUCAAAACUCUGACUAGAUUGAUUCCUAGGGUGCAGGUCACUGGUCAUAUAUCGUCUCUUGUUCAUCACUUGAAACUCGUUUUGGAUGGGAAGAAUGACGAGCUCCGGAAGGAUGCUGUUGAUGCACUUUGUUGUCUUGCACAUGCCCUUGGUGAGGACUUUUCUAUCUUCAUCCCAUCCAUUCACAAGAUUUUGCAGAAGCAUAGGUUGCGGCACAAGGAAUUUGAAGAGAUAGAAGGACGCUUCCGGCGGCGCGAACCUCUGAUUUCUGGAAGCACAGCUGCUCAAAGAUUAAGUCGGCGCCUUCCUGUAGAAGUCAUUAGUGACCCUCUGAAUGAUGUUGAGUAUGACCCUUACAGUGAUGGGUGUGACAUGCUCCGAGAUGUGAAAAGCCAUCAGGUUAAUGAUGGGCGUUUACGUACUGCUGGGGAGGCUUCUCAACGAAGUACCAAGGAGGAUUGGGCAGAAUGGAUGAGGCAUUUCAGUAUUGAACUGCUGAGAGAAUCUCCUUCUCCGGCUUUGCGAACUUGUGCUAGGCUUGCACAGUUACAGCCUUUUGUAGGGAGAGAACUGUUUUCUGCUGGUUUUGUCAGUUGUUGGGCUCAACUUGAUGAGAAAAGUCACAGGCUGUUGGUUCGACAACUAGAAACAGCAUUUUCUUCACCGAAUAUACCCCCGGAGAUUCUGGCAACUCUUCUUAAUCUGGCAGAGUUUAUGGAACAUGAUGAGAAACCUCUUCCUAUUGAUAUUCGUCUCCUUGGAGCUCUUGCAGAGAAGUGUAGAGCAUUUGCCAAGGCUUUACACUACAAGGAAAUGGAGUUUGAAGGUCCACGUUCUAGAAACAUGGAUGCAGAUCCGGUUGCUGUUGUUGAAGCACUUAUAUAUAUUAACAAUCAGUUGCAUCAGCAUGAGGCUGCUGUAGGAAUUUUGACCUAUGCUCAACAGCAUUUAGAUGUUCAAUUAAAGGAGUCAUGGUAUGAGAAGUUACAACGCUGGGAUGAUGCUUUGAAGGCUUACACGGCAAAAGCAGCUCAAGCAGCAAAUCCUCAUGCUUUACAGGAAGCGACAAUUGGGCGAAUGAGAUGUCUUGCAGCACUAGCCCGUUGGGAAGAACUGAACAAUCUGUGCAAGGAUUAUUGGACACCAGCUGAGCAAGCAGCUAGAUUAGAAAUUGCACCAAUGGCUGCUAGUGCUGCGUGGAACAUGGGUGAGUGGGAUCAAAUGGCAGAAUACGUAAAAAGCCUUGAUGAUGGUGAUGAAACAAAACUUCGUGUCUUGGGAAAUACUUCUGCUACUGGUGAUGGUACUUUCUUCCGGGCUGUUCUGUUUGUUCGACGUGGAAAGUAUGAUGAAGCCCGAGAAUAUGUCGAGAGGGCAAGAAAAUGUUUGGCCACAGAGCUGGCGGCUCUGGUUCUGGAGAGUUAUGAGCGCGCAUACAAUAAUAUGGUUCGUGUUCAACAAUUGUCAGAACUAGAGGAGGUGAUUGAUUAUUGUACUCUACCAGUUGGUAAUCCAGUCGCAGAAGGGCGCCGGACACUUAUUCGGAAUAUGUGGAAUCAACGCAUACAUGGAGUGAAGCGUAAUAUUGAGGUUUGGCAAGGUCUGUUAGUAGUAAGAGCACUUGUCCUGCCUCCAGCUGAAGACACGGAGACAUGGUUGAAAUUUUCUUCUCUCUGCCGAAAAAGUGGACGGAUUAAUCAAGCCAAAUCUACUUUGAUUAAACUUCUUCAGUAUGACCCUGAAGUAUCUCCGAGAAACGUACAUUACCGUGGACCCCCUCAGGUGAUGCUUGCGUACUUGAAAUUUUUAUGGUCACUUGGGGAGGAUCUCAAGCGGAGGGAUGCAUUUGCAAGGUUACAGGAUUUGGCCAUUGAGCUUUCUAGUGCGUCAAAUAUAUUGCCUACGUCUCAAACAACAUUGAUAAAUGCUUCUACUCCACCCACUCCUCUUGUUGCUCGUGUAUAUCUCAAACUUGGCACUUGGCAACGUGAACUUACUCCAAUACUUGACGACGAAUCCAUUCAAGACAUAAUUGGUGCAUUAAGAAAUGCUACACAGUGUGCACCUAAGUGGGGGAAAGCUUGGCACUCUUGGGCUCUAUUUAACACGGCUGUGAUGUCACAUUAUACUCUUAGAGGUUAUGCAAGUACUGCAGGGCAGUUUGUUGUUGCAGCUGUUACUGGAUACUUCCACUCCAUAGCUUGUGCUGCAAAUUCUAAAGAUGUUGAUGACAGUUUGCAGGACAUACUCCGUCUUCUCACUCUGUGGUUCAAUCAUGGGGCAACUGCUGAAGUUCAAAUGGCUCUUCAAAGGGGAUUUCAACUUGUCAGCAUAGACACAUGGCUGGUUGUUUUACCUCAAAUCAUUGCCCGGAUACAUUCUAAUAAUCAUGCUGUUAGGGAACUCAUACAAUCACUUUUGGUGCGGAUUGGGCAAAACCACCCUCAGGCUCUUAUGUAUCCUCUUCUCGUGGCAUGCAAAUCAAUUAGUGAUCUGCGCAGAGCUGCAGCUCAAAAGGUUGUUGACAAAGUACGGCAGCACAGCAGUGCACUUGUUGAUGAGGCUCAGCUAGUGUCAAAGGAGCUUAUUAGGGUGGCAAUAUUAUGGCAUGAAAUGUGGCAUGAAGGUUUGGAAGAAGCUAGUCGUCUUUAUUUUGGAGAACACAAUAUCGAGGGAAUGUUAAAGGUCCUUGAACCGUUACAUGAAAUGCUAGAGGAAGGUGCCAUGAGGAGUAACACCACCAUUAACGAGAUGACCUUCAUUCAGACAUACCGCCAGGACUUGCUCCAAGCCUAUGAAUGCUGUAUGAGAUACAAGAGAACUGGGAAAGAUGCAGAACUUACUCAGGCCUGGGACCUUUAUUAUCAUGUCUUCAGACGGAUAGAUAGGCAGCUUCAAUCACUUACUACCCUCGACUUACAGUCGGUUUCGCCAGAGUUGCUGAGUUGCCGUGAUUUGGAACUUGCAGUGCCUGGAACAUAUCGUGCUGAUGCAGCAGUUGUGACUAUUGUGUCAUUUGCACCUCAACUUACGGUAAUGACCUCUAAACAACGGCCACGUAAGUUGACAAUUCUUGGUAGUGAUGGAGAGGACUAUGCUUUCUUGCUCAAGGGGCAUGAAGACCUACGUCAAGAUGAACGUGUCAUGCAGCUUUUUGGUUUAGUAAAUACUCUUCUUGAGAAUUCUCGAAAAACCUCUGAAAAAGAUCUUUCCAUCCAACGAUAUUCUGUCAUUCCUUUGUCUCCGAAUAGUGGGCUAAUUGGAUGGGUGCCUAAUUGUGAUACUUUACAUCACCUCAUAAGAGAGUACAGGGAUGCCCGAAAGAUCACCUUAAAUCAAGAACACAGGUUGAUGCUUAGCUUUUCGCCAGACUAUGACCAUUUGCCGCUCAUAUCCAAAGUAGAAAUUUUUGAGUAUGCUCUACAAAAUACCGAAGGAAAUGAUUUAGCAAAGGUACUUUGGUUGAAAAGUCGCACAUCAGAAGUCUGGCUGUACAGGCGAACUAACUAUACAAGAAGUUUGGCAGUGAUGAGCAUGGUCGGGUACCUUCUUGGCUUGGGUGAUCGACACCCAAGUAAUCUUAUGCUACAUCGUUACAGUGGGAAAAUAUUGCAUAUUGAUUUUGGGGACUGCUUUGAAGCAUCCAUGAACAGAGAGAAAUUCCCUGAAAAGGUGCCUUUUCGCUUGACUAGAAUGCUUGUAAAAGCCAUGGAAGUCAGUGGAAUAGAGGGUACCUUCCGCACAACAUGUGAAAAUGUGAUGCAAGUUCUGCGAACAAACAAGGACAGUGUCAUGGCUAUGAUGGAGGCUUUUGUACAUGAUCCUCUUAUUAAUUGGCGUCUUUUCAACUUUAACGAAGUUCCACAAAUCUCUACCCUUGCAAGUGCUCAUAUCCCUGCUGUCAUUAAUGGUGAAGAACCUUCUGCGAGUAAUAAUCUUUCACAUCCCCAGCGUGGUGUUCGAGAAAGAGAACUACUUCAGGCUGUUAAUCAACUCGGAGAUGCUAAUGAGGUUCUGAAUGAGCGCGCUGUGAUGGUUAUGGCUCGGAUGAGUAAUAAGCUUACUGGGCGUGACUUUUCUACAGUGUCUACUUCUGCUGUUGCAGUCCAAUGUGCAGCAGACAGUAGUAACGCAGCAUCAGGAGAUGCUCGUGAAGUUGAACAUGGCUUAUCUGUCAAAGUACAGGUUCAAAAGUUAAUAGCUCAGGCCACUUCAUAUGAGAAUUUAUGUCAAAAUUACGUCGGGUGGUGCCCAUUUUGGUGAGCAACAAUCGGUUGUAUGUUGUUUAUGAUGUACAUAUGUUUAUUCUUCUCUUUUUCUUCCCUCAUUUUUGUAUCAAUGCAAUAGGGAUCCGUGUAGAUGAUCUGACGGUGUACAUAUAUGAUUCUUGUUGUUGUAUUAUUAUUUGUACAGAAAUUUCAUAAUGCAAUGAAGGAGCAUAAUAUAUAUAUA